CUGGAAAUCUGCUCAGUACGAAUUCAGUUUUACAAGAGAAACGCGCUAAACAUAUUUACCACUGUUCGAUAAUAACUCGUCGAAUCAGCCAAAGCGCAAAGUUCAAUACACAAUUAUCCGGUUAUAGUUUGAAAGAUUUCCAUACAAACGGAUCGGAUCUUACAUACGUACUAUACAUAGUAAUUUUCCGGACAAUUAAGUGAUCAGUGAUGAGUUUCCAGCUGGAUUAAAAUAAAGGGUUCGUAUAGAAGAUCAUAGACUAAUGAAAAUAUCGAACACGUGGACGGAACUUCUGUUACGGGAGUAAAAACAAAGAUAGACGCGAAUCUAAUCGAAUUUCGCGCCGAGUAUAAUUUCCCGGGUGGUCGAGCGGCACGUGAUACGAGAUUAGCCGAACGAGAAGUCGAAGGUACCGAGGUUAUAAAUAACGGUCACCAGAGAGCGGGGAGUCUCUUUUACUUUCCACACUGUACCGUAGUGCAUUUGUUCCGCGCUCGUCUGACUAUUACGUUCCGUGCUGUGCUGGUGAGCUGGUCCGCCGUGCGAAACCCAAAGCCAGGGUGUCGGACUCCAGACUUGUACAUCCUUUUGCUUUCAUUAAUUAUUAGUGACGUCAGACGAACAAUACUCGAGCUGAGUCGCAACACGUGGCCAAAGCAUUUGAACGCAGGAACGAGAUACCAAAACCCGUAGCGACGACCGCGAGAAGAAAGAAAAUGCCGGAGACCGCUCAUCACAUGAACGGAUACGCUAACGGGCACACGCCGCCUGAAUUACAACAGGGCACCAGUUUUCUCUUCACUUCGGAGUCCGUUGGUGAAGGACAUCCAGAUAAAAUGUGUGAUCAAAUAAGUGAUGCUAUUUUAGACGCACAUUUAACACAAGAUCCUGAUGCAAAAGUAGCUUGUGAGACCGUGACAAAGACAGGGAUGAUCCUUUUAUGUGGGGAAAUCACGUCAAAGGCUGUGGUAGAUUAUCAAAAAAUUGUUCGGGAUACUGUAAAACACAUUGGAUAUGACGACUCAUCAAAAGGAUUCGAUUGGCGUACGUUGAACCUUUUGGUGGCGAUCGAACAACAAUCUCCAAAUAUCGCUGAUGGUGUUCAUGUGGACAGGGAAGAGAAGGACGUGGGUGCAGGUGAUCAGGGUCUAAUGUUCGGAUACGCGACAGAUGAAACAGACGAAUGCAUGCCACUGACCGUUGUGCUGGCACACAAAUUAAACCAGAAGAUUGCGGAGUUGAGGCGCAGUGGUGAACUAUGGUGGGCAAGACCAGACUCAAAAACACAGGUCACUUGCGAAUAUCUUAUGGAUCACGGAGCCUGUGUACCUAUGAGAGUUCAUACAGUGGUCGUAUCACUGCAACACAGCGAGAAAAUUGGUUUAGACGAAUUACGUAAGGCUGUUAUGGAAAAAGUCAUCAAGGAAGUGAUUCCAGCAAGGUAUCUGGAUGAGAGAACGAUCUUCCAUGUCAAUCCUUGUGGAUUAUUUAUUAUUGGCGGACCACAGAGUGAUGCUGGUCUCACUGGCCGUAAAAUAAUAGUUGAUACCUACGGUGGUUGGGGAGCUCACGGUGGUGGCGCAUUUUCUGGUAAAGACUUCACAAAGGUCGACAGAUCUGCUGCUUAUGCCGCAAGAUGGGUUGCUAAAUCUUUGGUAAAAGCUGGACUUUGCAGACGCUGCCUCGUGCAGGUGUCUUAUGCCAUUGGAGUAGCAGAACCUCUUUCAAUCACAGUUUUUGACUACGGUACUUCUAAGCGACCCCAAAAUGAACUGUUAGAUAUAGUUAACAAAAAUUUCGACUUACGGCCGGGAAAAAUCGUUAAGGAGUUAAAUCUUCGUAAUCCUAUUUAUCAACAAACUAGUACGUAUGGACACUUUGGACGAGAUGGGUUCACCUGGGAACAGCCAAAAACUCUGACUCUCGAUUGAUGAGAGCGUAGAUUUUAAAUCAUGUUGGCGUUUAUUAAUAUAAAACGUCUACCAAAUUGCUCUCGAUAACCAUGUGUCUCGUAAACGUUUUCCGAGAUUUUCCGGUCUCCGCGUUACUUCACCAAGUCCAUCGAUUCCUUUUGCCAAUUUAGUACUAGCAAAAAGAAUAACACGCUAGACUUUUCCACUUUAUGAGAUAUUUGAUGUUACGUGAUAUAGUACAAAUUUUGUAGAACCAACGCGCAGAUGACUGCAGUCAUUUUUCCUUUGCUCUUUGAAAGCUAAAUUGAAAUUGGUCGAUCGUUAGGUACAUUGAAACUAUCUUGAGACGAAGGAAGAGUAAGUCAGGCCUGUGGUAACACUACUCUUCCGAGGCUUGUGAGCAGUGCGUAUUUAAAAUACAAACUGAUGAAAGAUCAUUAAAAUAUGUAGAAAGAAGAACGUUCCGCAUUUAAAAAAAAAAGAAUUGUAAAUUGGCAACAUCGGGCCAGCAGAUAUGUGAGACGAAACUAUUCUCUCAGAUUUUUAGCGGUAUUAGUACUUUGUUUAAACGUACGUGAAAGUUCAACCAACUCAUAACCAAUGUAAUAUUCACUAGAUUAUACUAAACCCCACCCAAUAAUUUCAACCAAUGUUUAUGGUGCUUUCAUGUACGUUUCUCAUCGUUAGAAUUAUUAAUUGUUCGAGUGCAAAUAUAAACUCAUCGUGACUAUGUACAUUAAUUUUAGCAAAGUGGGAAAGCGAAUCAAUUUGAAGUGACCAAUAAAAAACGACAUUACUCUUCAUAUUGUUUAAAACCUUAACGAUUCGAUAGGUACGAUAUUGACAACGGGUUAAUACUAUCGCAUUUAUUUAAAUUUAUAUAUUAAUUAAGAUGUUAAAAAUCUCAUUGUCCUUUAAUUUAAAUAACGGCAAUACUAUUAACUCCACUACAUUUGUAUACAUACACGAUCAUUUUCCCUCUUUGCUUUGUUUAAAUAGAUAAUUGAAAUAGCCAUUGUCGAUCUUGCAGUGUAUAGCGCAGAAUGCUCGAACAUUAGAUCUUAUUUUUCGGAGAUCUAAUGCAGAUCGUGUGGCGGAGCUCGAAAGUCGAUACGAUUUUUUCAGUUUAUAGCGUGAAAUUUGUGAAGUGAUCGUAUUUUAAACAUCCACAGGAGAAAUUGUAAAUUAUGUUUAGUAAAUUCCUUCCGUUGAACGGUGUAACGAUUUUAUCGUGUAAAUGAUAUUGGCAGUGUAAAAGUGCACAAAAUCGUCAAAUGCAAGUCGUAAUAAAAAAGAUUUUUUAAUAAAAUUUUAAACCGCUAUUCAUUUCGUUCCGAACAGUAUAAUACUUAAUAACUCCUUGCAAUUCCUCGUAAUCACGUAUUAUACAUAUGCAGUUUAACGAAUCUUCUAAAUUGAUAGAGCUCUGUCGCACAGAUAAUUGCGACUAGUUGUAAUAAAAGAUUAAUAAAUCAUUUUUAUAUACAUU
Messenger RNA from Ceratina calcarata, 3402 nucleotides. It is a transcript of the gene Sam-S, whose product is annotated as S-adenosylmethionine Synthetase. The transcript is spliced from 10 exons. Gene Ontology annotation, molecular function: methionine adenosyltransferase activity; ATP binding. NCBI's taxonomy places the organism in Eukaryota, Metazoa, Arthropoda, Insecta, Hymenoptera, Apidae. Bases 717 to 1931 code for a protein of 404 amino acids. The record is from RefSeq and is a predicted model, not a curated record. Gene Ontology annotation, biological process: S-adenosylmethionine biosynthetic process.